AUGGUGGAAGAAGAAUGGUAUGAAACUACUAGAAUGGUUGCGAAACAUACCGAAAAAGAAAAUAUAGAAAAAGUUUAUUCGCACACAAAUCCUUUUAUAAGAAAUUUUAUCAGACGAUCUAUUAAAGGAGGAAGAGUUUCGGCAAAUAGAAAAUCAUUUGAAACGAACAAAAUGGAUGAAAUUUGUAACGUAUUAAAGGAAUAUAUUUCACAAACAGAAAGUAAUAACAUAAUUGAUUUAUUCAAAGAAUACAGCGCAAGCACAAAAGACAAAACGGAGGUUCAUUCGAGACUUAAAAAAAUAGAAUGUACUAAACUAAUGGCAUUUGAUGCUAACGGUUUAUACGCUUCCGCCAUGUCGGAUUUAGACAGUGAAUAUCCGAGAGCCGAAAGUGGAAGACCGUUUCUACCAGAAGAAGAAAAAGAGUUUGUGAUGCUGUUCAAUAAACAAAAAUUCAGACCUAGAACAGCUAUUUUAACAGUGUGGUUUGACUACCCCAAAAACAUAGAUUUAAGAAAUAAAUAUAAACGAGAAGGUAAUAUCGUGGGUAGUAACUGCAUGAAAUUAUUAGGUAAUUCCUUGUAUGGCAAAUCAAUUCAGAAAGAUUUAUUCACAACUAGACAUUUAUGGAAUGAAGCAACUUUACAGGCCAACUUUGAUUCACCCGUUAAAACCUAUGAGAAAAUUAAUGAUACUCAAUAUAUUGUUGAAACGGAAAUUGAAGAAAAAGAGAUUACUACCGAAGAUAGUAAAUCUACACGACUAACACCUAGUCAUUUGGGAUCAUUCGUUUUAUCUCACAGUAAAAAAAUAAUGAACAAUUUCAUUCACAUCAUAAAUGGAUUUUAUAAACCCGAAAUAUACUAUACCGACACCGAUAGUUUGUACAUUUCAUCCAAAAAUUGGAAAAAACUAAACAGAGCUGGUUUGGUCUCCGAAAAAGACUAUUGCAAAGGUAAAAACGAUUACGGUGACGGUGGAAUUAUAUUUGGUUUAUAUUUAGCACCAAAAGUCAAAUACAACAUCGUUUUGACUUCUGAUGGUGUCUUAAAAGAAAAGAAAACGUUUAAAGGUUAUUCUAAUGAUAAGAUAAGUGUAGAAGAUUACGUUCAGUUAGCAAGCGGACAUGAUGUGUCGAACGAAUUUAAUAAACCGUGGGAAAAAAGUUUCACCAAUGGAGUAGUUAUUCCAAAUGAUAAACAAACUACAGUUUUCCGAAGUUAUUUGAAUAAUGUUAAAAGAAAACCACCAAACAGUGAAGGAAUUAUGUAUCCUUACAACGACAAAGAUGAGUAUAGUUUUGACGAAAACUAUGAAUUUGAUGAUUUCGACUAUCUUUCUAAUCAAGAAGAGAAUGAAGAUUGUUUUAAAUGA
Messenger RNA from Lottia gigantea (owl limpet), 1374 nucleotides. RefSeq lists its product as hypothetical. The transcript has 2 exons. The record is from RefSeq and is a predicted model, not a curated record. Lineage: Eukaryota; Metazoa; Mollusca; Gastropoda; Lottiidae. The coding region runs from base 1 to 1374 and encodes 457 amino acids. Gene Ontology annotation, molecular function: nucleic acid binding; nucleotide binding; DNA-directed DNA polymerase activity.